AUGGCAACAGAGAAGGUGACGGUAACGCAACGCAUGACAAAAACAAUGCCGGUGACACGACUUGCCGCGAAUGAGAAUAUCACUACGUCCACAACUACAACAUUGCUGUAUAGUGUGAAAACCCGUGCUCCGCCAUACAUACGUUCCACGAUGGGCUCCAGCACGGUAUCUGAGACGACCAUAACCACUCCUUAUCCGGGAGCAUCGAGCACUGACAAGUUUUCGUCUUUACUUGCGAUAAUUUGCGUGCUUCAGUCUUUGUGUCGAAAUGCUUAUGCUUAA
Gongylonema pulchrum is the source of this 282-nucleotide messenger RNA. NCBI's taxonomy places the organism in Eukaryota, Metazoa, Nematoda, Chromadorea, Rhabditida, Gongylonematidae. The record is from the annotation of a GenBank genome assembly.